Anthostomella pinea is the source of this 711-nucleotide messenger RNA. NCBI's taxonomy places the organism in Eukaryota, Fungi, Ascomycota, Sordariomycetes, Xylariales, Xylariaceae. The record is from the annotation of a GenBank genome assembly.
AUGGCUGAGAAACUUCACUUCCAGCUGCGAACCAGAAAGCUCAGCGACGCACUGCCACGCACUGGCUUGACGUUCCUCGGCUACAGCCAGGUCACGAACAGCCCUCACCGCGACGCGGAUAUAGCCAACGCGCUCCGAAGAGCUGGUUACCGUCUGAACAAGGAAGGCACCACCCGCGCCUUCCUCCCCAUGUUCCAACUCGCCGCCCCCAUCAUCAACGCCGGCGGUGCAGGUGACCUCUGGGACGUUCUGGAGGCCGUCCGGACCCAGAUCGACUGGGCCAGAGGCAAGCGAGUUUCGGGGUCCGCAUUCUUCGAGCUCUUCACCAGGCUGGUCGAGGCCCGCCACGAGUGGAAGAAACACCCUGUGUAUCCCAACUACAUGUUCGAGAAGUACGACGCCCUGACGCUGGAGAUCAUCAAGUUCCGGCUCGCUGUGGGCGACUGCGAGAGCGACCAGGAGGGAGAUCCGCGCCCGGAGGACGAGAAUUCCUGGAUAUCGGGCUCGGCUUACUUGUACAACGUGUUGGCUGGUGGUAUGGACUCGGAUGAGGACGAGCCGUGGGAGGACGACGAGGAGCAGGAAGAGAAGCGUUCAGAGGAGAAGAAGCAGGCAGAGGAGGAGGAGAAGCAGGAAGAGAAGCAGGAAGAGAAGAAAGAAGCAGAGCAGGAUGACGAGCUGGGCAGCGAUUCAAUGGAGACUGAUGAGUGA